Sorex fumeus (smoky shrew) is the source of this 1484-nucleotide messenger RNA. RefSeq names its product decorin (gene DCN). Gene Ontology annotation, molecular function: protein binding. The record is from RefSeq and is a predicted model, not a curated record. The transcript is spliced from 8 exons. Lineage: Eukaryota; Metazoa; Chordata; Mammalia; Eulipotyphla; Soricidae. Bases 202 to 1290 code for a protein of 362 amino acids.
UGAACUGUGCUAUGGAGUAGAAGCAGAAGCUUUUCAAUCUAGUGACAGUCACAGCGCAGCACCUACCCCUCCUCCUUUCCACACCUGCAAGCUCUUUUGCUUGGGCUGAAUUUAGUGUAAUUACAUCUCAGCUUUGAGGGCUCCUGUGGCAAAUUCCCGGAUUAAAAGGUUCCUUGGUUGUGAAAAUACAUGAGAUAAAUCAUGAAGGCAACUCUCAUCUUCCUUCUGCUUGUUCAAGUUUCCUGGGCCGGCCCUUUUCAACAGAGCGGCUUAUUUGACUUUAUGCUAGAAGAUGAAGCUUCUGGGGCAGGUUCAGAAGAGAAAGCCAUAAAACCUGAUGUUCCUAUCUUCGACCCCCUGGGACCAAUGUGUCCCUUUCGCUGCCAGUGUCAUCUUCGAGUUGUCCAAUGUUCUGAUUUGGGUCUGGAAAAAGUACCAAAAGAUCUUCCCCCUGAUACUAUGCUGCUGGAUUUGCAAAACAACAAAAUAACUGAAAUAAAAGAUGGGGAUUUUAAGAACCUGAAGAACCUUCAUUCAUUGAUUCUUGUCAACAACAAAAUUAGCAAAAUCAGCCCUGCAGCAUUUGCACCUUUGGUGAAAUUGGAACGGCUUUAUCUGUCCAAGAAUCAGCUAAAAGAAUUGCCAGAAAAAAUGCCCAAAUCUCUUCAGGAACUUCGUGCCCAUGAGAAUGAAAUCAGCAAAGUGCGAAAAGCUGUUUUCAAUGAAUUGAACCAGAUGAUUGUCAUAGAACUGGGUACCAACCCUCUGAAAAGUUCAGGGAUUGAAAAAGGAGCAUUCCAGGGAAUGAAGAAGCUCUCUUACAUCCGUAUUGCUGAUACCAAUAUAACCACCAUCCCUCAAGGUCUUCCUUCUUCCCUUACUGAAUUACAUCUUGAUGGCAACAAAAUUACAAAAAUUGAUGGAGAUAGUCUGAAAGGAUUGAAUAAUCUGGCUAAGUUGGGACUAAGUUUCAAUAGCAUCUCUGUCGUUGAAAAUGGCUCUUUGGCAAACACUCCUCAUCUGCGCGAACUUCACUUGGAUAACAACAAGCUUAUCAAAGUGCCUGGUGGGCUGGCAGAGCAUAAGUACAUACAGGUUGUCUACCUUCAUAACAAUAAUAUCUCUGCUGUUGGGUCUAAUGACUUCUGCCCACCUGGCUACAACACUAAAAAGGCUUCUUACUCUGGUGUGAGCCUUUUCAGCAACCCAGUCCAAUACUGGGAGAUCCAACCAUCCACCUUCCGUUGUGUCUAUGUACGCUCUGCCAUUCAGCUUGGAAACUACAAGUAAUUUCCACAGGAGGAAUUUUCCAUAUGAUGCUACAAAAUAUCAUUAAUAUUAUUUCUCAGAAGAAAAAAUAAAAGAAGUUAGAUUCUGAAAAUAUAACUGCAAUGUGGACGUUUUUUCCCACAUGAUUUAUUAUUCAUAAAGUCAAAUAUGCAGUUUCAAUAAUUGCCUAUAAUAAAUAAAAAAUUUGCCUGCCA